Harmonia axyridis is the source of this 11896-nucleotide messenger RNA. RefSeq names its product vacuolar protein sorting-associated protein 13B (gene Vps13B). Lineage: Eukaryota; Metazoa; Arthropoda; Insecta; Coleoptera; Coccinellidae. The transcript has 42 exons. The coding region runs from base 209 to 11839 and encodes 3876 amino acids. The record is from RefSeq and is a predicted model, not a curated record.
GCCGAUUCGUGGUUUAUUUUGAAAAUUUUAUCAACAUCAUAAUUCUAUAUAUGAAAUUUUUCAGACAAUACUUAUGCCUCAAUAAACAUUUGAAUUUGUUGGAAUCAACAAGAAAACUUGCAAUGCUUCAUGAGUAUCAAUUAAUAAUGUCAAAUGAACGAAGAUAACUGAACCAAAAAAGACUAUUCUUCUCGAGAUCAGAUAGAAUAUGUUCAAAAUAGAAUCGUAUAUCACUCCGAUAUUGCUCAGUUAUGUUGAUAAAUAUAUCAAAAACUUUCGUUUAGAAGAUUCAACAGUUUCGUUAUGGGGAGGAGAUGCUUGUUUUCACAAUUUAGAUUUACGAUUGGAAGUUUUAGAGCAGGAAUUACAUUUACCUGUUAGUUUUGUAUCAGGUCACAUAAGAGAGCUUCUUAUUCAUGUACCAUGGACCAAAUUAGCUUCAGAACCAAUCACAAUAACCAUAAACACUAUCGAAUGUAUUCUAAAGCUUCGUGGAUCAGAUGUAAGCUCAUCUUCUUCUUCAUCCGGAAAAUCAAGAGAAAAACUGAAAACUCAGAGCCAAGAUUUAGAAGCCCCACCAGGCUAUCUUGCAAGUCUCAUUCAUAAGAUCGUAGGUAAUAUUAGGAUUUACUGCAACAAUUUAAUAUUGAAAUAUGUGGAAGAGGACAUAGUACUAUCAAUGAAUAUAAAGCAUUUUAAAUUUGAGUCUGCUAAUGAUCUUUGGGAGCCAUCGUUUACAGAUCUUGGUUCUGACGAAGUGAAGAUGAGGAAGUUAAUAUGUAUCAAUGAUUUAACAAUAUGUCUAGAUAAAAGAAACGCUGCAGGUAAAAUAGAAGUGUACCAAGAACCUAUGUUGUAUAAGUGUUCUAUGACUAUGCAUUUAUUGAGAAUGUAUCAUUCAGCGUCAGCAUCUAGAAGCUCCACUACUCGGCUAGAUAUUUAUUGUAACAGUUUGGAAUUUGGUAUGUCAGAGCAGCAGCUACCAAUGUUCAUCAGACUGAUAUUACUUUGCUUCGCCUUGAAAAAGAAAAAGAGAGAAGAAGACCAUGAACCAAAUAUACAGAAUUCCCCCUCAACAGAGAUAAGAGAUAAUAAUGAUAAUACCGAUACAUGGACUGGCUGGGCUUGGUCCUACGUUUCAGCAGUUUUAUCAGAGCCCUCUAACGAAGAAUGGACCAAUCAACAAAAUGAAGAAAAGGGACAUAUCUUACACAUUGGAUUUUAUAUUGACAAGGCAUCAGUCAUCUUCAAGGUCACAGACGCGAGUAGAGAAAGAAAUUAUUACCAACAUAAGAAACUCCGUUACAUGCCAGUUCUGGCUCUAGAAUUGCAAGGUAUAUAUUCAGAAACGAUUACACAUGGACCAAAAUGGCUCAAUUCUACUUUUGGCAUAAGUGAAAUACUCUUAAGUCCGCUCGGAUAUUGCAGUUGCUCAGCUAUGGAAAGCCCAGAAGGGUGCAAGCCAAUACCAUAUUUGAGGAUAGGUAGUCAAUCCUCAUAUUACAAGUUCAAUUCACUCUUCGAUGCGGACGCUCUAGAGAAUAAGGGGGCCAAAAAGUAUUAUAACAACUGCUGGGAUUACCAUUUGAUCAAUCUGACAGAAUCUGUGUUAUUAGAGAGAACCCCAGCUUUUGCUGUCGAUUAUAUUCACGAAAUGGCAAUUUCUGAAGAUUUAACACCUGAAAGACUGGCCGAAAUGAGCUCAAAUUUUGAAUAUAGCAAUCUGCCUGAAAGAGAUUACACAAGGAUUUUUAUCGCACCUCUCAAAUUGAGGUUAUGUUCAGGCUUUCAGCACAGGAUUUCUAGCAUGGUUAUGGCCGCUGUUAACUAUGAGUAUGUCCCAUACUAUAUUCCUGCACCAGAUCCGGAAUACCAAGAUUUACUUCCACCUUCCGAAGAGGAUUUUGACGCUCUCAACGAGUUUAUACCUCUAGCUUCUGUUAAAGUCACCUUUUUUGCACCGGUCAUCGAGUUCGAAACUGCGGAUCAUCCUUACUUCGUCCCCAAGAAGGGCAAACUUUACAGAAAGCAUAAGAAAGUCUCGGCCCAUUCACAACAAACUGUAGCACAAGCAGCUCAGAGAGAAAGUGAGAACGUUAAGUUAGUUUUGGAGUUUCAGUGCCUAGAUUUAUUGUUCAUAUCCCCCUUCUACAUCAACCGGUUGGUUUAUACCACCUGCCAGUUACCGGAUCCGCCUAAAGCCCUGUUCGAUGCUUGCUUCAAGAAGUACGAACUCAAAGUUCUCGGACUUACUAGUCGGCUAGUGGUGAAUCCGAAUUGUCAGACCACAAUUUUAAUGCCGUUCAGUGCAUGUUUCAUGACCAGGCAAAUUCUGAAACCGCAGUAUUGGACCAACCCGCAUGUGACCCACUUUGAGUUAACCGUCGAAUCAGAAAAUUUCACGGUGACUGGAACGAAAGCAAAGAUGUUGCUAAUAUACGAUUUGAUUAUGGCUCUCUUUCAACUGGAUGGUGAGAAUAGUAAUUUGCAGAAUUCCUCGAUUCUGGUAGAUGCUUGCAACGACGAAGGUUUUCCGUAUAUGGAACUAUAUGUCGAAGGAAUAAGAUUCAAGAAAGUUACCACGUUUACCACAAUAUCGAUGGACAUGGCCCUAGAAAGCGUCAGAGCUUUCAUCUUUGAAACUAUUGACAAAGAAAAAUCAUCAAGUUCGAAGGUACAUUCCAGUAAGGAUAUUCAGCAAAUUCUCUUCAUAUCUGGACCAGAACCUAAACUAACUAGUUUAAUAAGCCAAAGCACUUCACAAAUCCCUUCGUUGUUAACCGCAACAAUUCAGUAUCCAAUCAAUCCAGAUAAUCAGAUACAUCCUACGAUCGUCACUUACAACAUACAAGAAGUAAGGAUAUGUUUCGAUCCCCUGGUCUUCAAGUGGUUUCUUUACAAACCUCAGUUCUACAGAGCCAGUUCUUUCGCUAAUUUUUCAGAUACACCGUAUAAAGUCAAGAGUACGGACAGCAGCAUAUUUGAGUCUUCGAGGAAAGCCAGCAUGAUUAUAGAGUCUGUACACAGCAGUUCCGAUAGAGAGAAGUCUUCGAUCGUCUCAAAAAAGUCCAAAAUCAUAAAGGAGGAACCUAUUGAUCUACAAGAGAAGACCUAUAAUUUCCUGAGGGAUUGGUUUAACGUUUGGAAAUCUAUGAUUGUCUCUGGUGAAAUUAACAGGUGUACCAUAUAUUUUCCUAUGACUUCACUUUCGGCAGUAGGUUCACAAGGUAUUCAGCAAGCAGUGGAUGCUGCCAUGGCCAAGAAAGACCCACCUGAUAUCAUGGUGAUAACAUUGCCAUAUUUGUUCACGCAUUGUACACAGCGUCAAAAUUUGAAAAAGUACAUUACACAUCUACCUGUUACUCUACCUGAGGCAAUUUGGUCACCAGAUAGAUCUUCCUUUCCAUGGACCCUAUCAAUAAAAGAUCUCAGCUGCUACACAAUUCAAAAGGGUUUAAAGAUGGAUUGUCUGAAACCGUGCUCUCUAAAUGCAACAAUUGGUUUGUCGACGAAGAAUACGAAAUCUGAGGAACAUGUCCACAAAGAUUCUCCUUCUUCCACCUCUAUUUCCAAAUACGAUAUCAGCAGUUUGGGAGUUUGCGUUCACGUGGAUAUGACACCUGUCUUGAUCUCCACCUGCGAAGUACAGGUUUAUUUAUUCGCAAGUAUACUCUACGGUUUAGUUGAGGUAGCAUCCAGUUUUGCUGCAGUUUCCGAGAAACUCAAACAUCAACAUGAAUACCCCUCGAGGAUUCUUGAGUCGAUCGAUAGUAAGUCAGACACAGCGAUAACAGUACCAGAAAAUAGUGUGGACUAUCAAAGUCAACAUUCUUCGUCUAUUAACUUGACAGAAGGUGAUCAAGAAUCAAAACUAACAGCCUGGCUUCAAUGGACAAUAGCCAAGUUCACAAUUGAGCUUCAUUCGAUGACAAAAGAAUCGAAGAAGAACAAACCCAAAUUGAAAUUGGUGAUAGAUACCGAAGAUAUUGUGAGUUCCAUUGAUUUCCAAAAUGUCUAUUUGAAGAUUAAAAGCAAGGUUGGAUCUAUAUCUGUGGAACACUUCAAACUCGUUAAAGACAGUUGGCAACAAGGACCGUACCUAGGUUUGGUAAUGAGACAUCGAGACGAUUACCUCAGCGAAGAACGUCACGAAGACAACGCUUUCAUCAACUUAACAAUAACCAGAGCAAGUUGUCGACAUACCCACACCUUAUGGGGCACCAUGCACAAGAAAAAGGAUCACAAGAUGGGUUCCAACCAUUCAAACGUUAUACCGACACGUUUCAUAACAGAAAUCGUGCUUUCGGUCAAGCCAACCGAUUUCAUAUUCUCCUUUAAGACGUUGAGGAAUUUCAAUCUCGUCUUGGAGCCUUUAUUCGCCAUACAGAUACCCUCGAAGAAGAAGGGUAGAAGUACCCAAGGACCACCCUCUUAUGUUACCAAUCAGGUACUUCCUCUGGCCUACUUGGAAUGUCACAAUGUUAGAGUUAUUAUACCUGUAUCGUCUUGGAGGAAGAAAAGUGACUUGAAACUUGAUCACGACGUGUACUUGUUUCAAAUCUCCAAGAUAUCCUUGGGUCCCAAUGCUGUCAAUCCGAUAUGCAGGACUCCUUACAGGCCUGAUUUGUAUCAGCAUGCUGCUCGAUCGAGAAUACUGAAUAUACCAGGGAGUGAUAUGGAGGAUCGUCAGUACCAACUAGACAUCAUUGGGACAUCUCUGAAUACAGGCUCUUGGAAAGAUGUCGAACUCAUCUUGAAUCAGCCUUCAGGAAUCCUCACGAGUCUUCAUGGAUCCAGCGAAAAUCCUGCUGUUGAAUGGAACAACCUUGAAAGAGUUUCGAUCAACACUAAUCCCAGUAUGCAUUUGUGGCCGGUUUUCGAAAAAAUAGAUUUAUCCAUCAUCAUUGCUCCGGCCAUGGUUUACAAGGAGGUUUUAGUCUGUUGCAAUUCGGUAGAGAUUAAUAUUGUAUCAGAUGUAGCUGUCAAUCUCUGUUUGUCGCAAAUCAGGUUGGCGUUGAACCUUAUUGGAGAAUUCAACGAAUUUCUACAGCCUGUUAAGGCUUCUAAGAGUAAAGUACGGUUCCCCUAUUCUCAAGUUGUUGAGAAUCGAGAUGAAUCAGACGUCGAAGCUCUGAAAGACUCUGGGAUAGAAAGCUCCGAAUUCAAGAGUGUAGGCUCGUCUUUUAAACAUGAUAUUUAUCGUAUAGAUAGUGAAAAACGCAUCUCAGUCUUGAAAAGUUCAUCUACAACCAUGGAUAAUGUGAAUCCCCUAGAAGUUCUACUCACCGGUGGAAAAAUAAGCCUAUCACUUUACCAAAUCGGUGCCAACUAUCCAAUUUAUCAGAAGAAGAAAGAGCAUCAUGAAGAUCGGAGGACGCCUUUACACAAAUUAAGUGAGUCCAUAUAUCACAUGAAAGAAUCUCUCCAUAGAAUCGGUAUAGCUCCCUCGAGUUCCAAACCGUUCAAGAAACAGAAAUCAAAGACGAAACUCAAAGAUUCCAACAUUUCAUUGAGCGAGACAAUAUCGGAAGAAGAAUUCGACAGAAAAUUCAUUCCUUUAUGCUAUAUAGUCUUAUCACAACCGAACCUAUACUUUUCGGACCAGAGAAACACAAGAAAAUUUCACUUCUGCCUGUUUAACAUUUCAACGAAAAUCAGUGGGAUUAAAUACGACGUUACAAGUUCAAUACCAACUGCCAACGAUUAUCAUGUUCCACUUCUGGAGACUUUAUCAGGCAUGCCACACCCCGAUACAGGAAUACCACCCGCCUUUCUGACAGUUAAAGUCACAACAAAAUCACUAGGCAACACAACCUUGGAUUUCGAUUUUGCAAGGCCUACUAGAAUAAAUUGCUCCAAGGAAAUUUGCUACGAUUUGUUAGGAAUCCAGCAGGCUGUCAUGGACUGUAUCCGGAUUGAUUCAUUUCAAACAGAACCUGUAAAGUCGAGUGUCUCAAACAUCGACAAGUCCCUAACAUUGAUACCUGAAAGUUCGGAGAAUUAUAUAAAGUUCCAAGAGAUAAAAGAAAAAAUCUUCAAUGUGAAUGCGAUCAAUCUUGCAUCUGAUCAGUUGGUGUUAGUCUGGCAAACUGAUACAGAUUACAAGCUGAGACUGACCAUAGGUAAAAUUAAGAAUAAUUUUAGUCUGGUAAACAGACCGGAUAAAGUGUCCAAUUUCGUGAAGUUGGAAUGUGUGUCAUUGCUUUACGAAAACAGUUACUUUAGUCAGCUCGUGUUGAAUCCGUGGACUAUCGCAAUAGAUUUGUUAUUGUUUUGGGAACCCUGGCAACACCUAGGGGACCAUCCCCAAACUCAAAUCAUCGCUGAGAGUGACUCUUUGAUGUUCACAAUUUGUCCCGAAAGAUUGGAGGUUUUGAAUGUACUGGUUGAUGAUCUGAUAAGAUUCAGUAAAGAUAUCAGCAGUUCUAUAAAAGAAGAGGAGACCGAUAUUAGCCAGGAAGAUUUCAAAACUUUGGUUAUACCGCAGGAUUCGGAACAGUAUUACAAAGAUGACUUGAGAGCUGGUGCUUUCCAGUUUGUGGACUCCACAACGGACAACAUAGACGAAAUGCCUUUACCAUAUCAAGUUAUGUUUUGGAACAAGAAUAUCGCUGCAAUGGCCUGGCGAUAUCCACAACCUAGGUGUUUGACUAAAGUGAGGGUGUUCCCAGUUCCUCUAAAAGUGACCAUAGACGGUGAACAUGAGAUAGAGAUAAGUUGCAGUUUAGAAUAUUGGUCAGAAUGCCACGCCUCUUUUCUAACCUACACCCAAUUCGUUUUACCGGAGGAUGAAAUUUUACAUCUGGAACUACCUAGGGGGAAGCCACACCCACCCUUUGCCUGUGUUUGGAGGGUGGAGCUUACUAUUUCAAGGUCGACCAUAGAGAACGUCGAUAUAUUCUCGAUAUUUUCUCCACGUGCUUUGGCUGCAUGUAUGCGAAUAGAUUCUUAUUUCAACAGAUCUUUAAUACCGAAUUUCAGUGUUGCAUUUUCCAUAUCUAAAUUCCGUAUUGCUUUGCACACAAACUACGACAAAGAGAGGUAUAACAUACUACCUGAAUUUCUCAAAGGGUAUGAUUUUGAUUUGCAAAUCCCUUCAACUCAAUGCUUCUCAGAGAUCAUAUUGGACAGUUUAAAAUUACACGCUUCAAGUUGGAACUUCAAUGUAUUCCUUGUAGACAUGACCACGUCUCUCAAAGUUUUGGUUUUGGAAUAUGCCUUCUUGACGAUGCAACCUAUGAUCGAAUGCUUUGGUUUUAAAUUCGAAACUAGCAUAUCCAAACGAUGCGACUGUCACUUCAUGUCGAAAUCUGUUUCUGUCAACUUUUCACCAAGUUUAGCACACACUCUAGCAGUUAGCACACAAUUGUGGAACCUUAAUUACACUAGUUUCACUUCCAACAAAGAACGACAUAUGAAUUUCUGCAUCCUGACGCGUUAUGUCAUCUGUAAUGAAACUAAUAUAACCCUAAAGUUUGGUCAAAACGGUACCCGCGAAGAAAUACUGCUGAUGCCCAAGUUUUUCCAUCAGUACUGUUGGAGGACUCAGAAACAAAAACAAUUGAUGAGAGUGUGCUUAGAGGGUAAGGAGUGGUUGUGGUCUCGACCGUUUUCUUUGGAGGUUGGUACGCAGGUCAUUGAAAUAAGUGAAAAGAAAUUGUUGACCUUGAAUGUAUCGGUCGUUGCACUAUCCGCAACACAGUGUCAAGUGAUCUUCUCUGGACAAUUGGUGAUUGCCAACAUGUUAUUGGAGCAUUUCGAGCUUAAGAUUGUUCGAGAGAAUGUAACAGAUAACAGGAAGGUCAUAAAUCAAGUGGUAGCUGGAAAUUCCAUGACCACUUCUAUGGUCAUCAAUUAUAGUAAGGCCCAUUUUCUCCGAUUGAGGUUCUACGGUUUGGAUACUUCAUGGAGUGGAGAUAUUCCCUUGAUGGAGCAUUCUAAAAGUUCGCAGCCUUGGCUUGUGAAAGUUCCUUUAAUGGAAAGGGGUCAAUUCCUGAGUAUUUGGUGUCGAGUUGUAGUUCAGGAGUUCAAUAUUGGAAAAAGAAUUUUGGCCAUGCUUUGGCCUCUCUUUUCCAUAAAAUCAAACUUACCUGUCAGCACUAAAGUUCAUAUUGAGACGCCACUUUUGAACUACCGUGGUGAGAUCAUGGUUAGGAGUCAUGGAGAGCUGCAACAGUUGUACUGCCCUGGAACUAUAGACCAUUCACAUCAGUUGACGUUCCAAUUAGAGAAUGUCGCUCUAGGACCCAAUCCUUACGUACCUCUCAACUACAGCCUUAUCGAUCACGAUACCUUCUUCAAAAAAAUGGAUAAGCAAGAAAUCAACGAUAUCAUAGAGUAUCUGAAGACUUACAACAAGAACGAAUGGCCCUAUUUUGGGGAAGAACUGAGCAAUAUUGAUUGGAUUGUAGGAGAACAACCGGAAACUCAUGUUCAGGUGAAAUAUCACAAUUCUUGUUUGUACUCAAGUUCCUUGAUGGUUGAAUUACUACCGUGGUGCCUUCUUGUUAAUAUAACGGGUUGUACCAUUGGAAUUAAAAUGGAUGGAGACGAAGUUUGCACACUGAGUCACAAUGGAAUUGUGACUCCUCCCAAGAUAGAGGAAAUUUUCAACAUUUUGGUCUACAUCGACGACGAAGAAUUCAUCUCUGAUCCUCUACAAUUUUCCAAACCUGCUACAUGGUCUCAGAAUUUCUACAUGCCCAAGAUUCUAGGCAUCAUACCAGCCGACGGUACAAUUGUGUGUAACGUAAGAUGUAAAGAGUAUAUAUGUAAGCUGUCGAUAAGAAGUGAUAUACCCAACGAGAUAAGAUUGCUGAAAGUUGCAUCUACCCAUGUUCUUUGCAACAACACAGGUUACGAGUUGCAUGCAAUGUGUCUCGCAGUGCCUAGCACAGAUAUGUUCGCUGUGCCUCAUCAUUCCAAAUGUAACAUUAUAACUGUUGCACCAGAUAUGUAUGACAAAAACCAAGGAGUAUCCGUUAUCCAGUGGUUUAACUUGGAAGAAGACGAACAAAACCUUACAACUGAACAUGUACUCUACAUGGUAUUCUCUUUGAAACCAGCUUUGGGUUGGUCCAAACCAAUCAGAGUAGAUGAAGUGUUCAUCCGAAAAACCAUAUCUCUAAUGACUGAUGUUGAACCGGUACCACUGGCCAUCACCAGCUAUGACAACAAAGGUCAGCAUUUUAUAGGUGUUCAUCAUGAUACUAGACCUCAAAUAUACAUCGAAAACUGUUCCGGUGUCACUUUGUAUUGCGCCCAGUUGAAAGAUGGAGAAGAAUUUGACGUAUUCGAAGAGACUGAACAUUUCAGGUGGUAUUGUGAAAUAAUAGAUGGCGGUAGCAACUACUAUUCCAUGAUGGGUUUGAUAGAUAAAUUUCCGGAAAUCCCUACUCAAUCGCAUAAGGAGAAUUUAGUGUUUUCGAAGGAUCCUUACGUUAUAUCGAAAAGUUCUGUCUGGUCGUCUGAGAUCAAUUUAGUGGAUGAUACUGAGCAAUAUCUCAGAAUACCCUCACACGGGGAUGUAAAAGUUAUAGUGAAAAAUUCUUCUUGUCUGACCUACAUUAGAGUGGAAUCGGUUAGCAGAGUUGAAAUAAAUGCCAAAGAUAUACGUGCCAGACUGUUGCAAUUCCAAGAAAGAAAGAAGUCAAGAGGUAGCAAGAGUACAAUUGAUGAACCAAAGAUCAUGCAGAGCGUAUCUGCUGAAGCUUUCAAACCAUAUGAUCCAGAAUUUGACGACGAUUUGCAUUAUUCGACCCUCUCAACGGGUAAUAUGUUGAAAGCGAAGGACGGAAUGAGUGUAGAUAUAAACAUUAGCCAUUUGAAAAGACGGAAGUCGGAUUCUCAGUUAGAGAUCACAAAGAGGAAGAUGAAGAGAUUAUUUUGUGCUACGAUACCAAUGUGGGGAGAUUGGCAGUCCUUGAACUUCGUGGUAUUCGUAAACGAAUUUACGUUUACACUGCUCUCCGAUAUAGAUAUAAUUAGUGGGGACGUUGACGAAAUAACCUCGCUCACCUGUGAUAAUAUAGCCAUUUCCACCAUACAAUCUGAUACUAUGCAACUGGAUCUGUACAUUCAGAACAUACAGCUGGACAAUCAGCUUUAUUCGAAGAGGAAUUAUGAUUUUCCUGUGGUCAUGUUGAUGCAAGAGCCUGCAACUACAAAGAUACAUUCUUUAGAUGUUCCGAUCGAUAGUCUUGUGGAUGAAAUUAGAUCUUCCUCUGCGUUGAGACUGUCCCUAGUCAUAGACACUUGGGUAGAUCCAAGGAACCAGAAAGUGUCAGGUAUCCAAGAGAUGAGCUUCAACAUAAAACCAUUCAGCUGCUACUUGGAAGACACCUACCUCCUUCUGUUUUCGGAAUACCUGAACGUCUUCAUUCCAGUGAACCUGAUCAGUAUACCUGAAUCGACCAAACCCAAACUGACACUUGGCGAGUCGGUUUUUCUUCACAUUCCAGAUAUAGUAUUAUGGCAGAGUGCCGUUCAAGCUCAUCCCUUGACCAUUAGACGACUUCAAGUGGAUCCAAUUUCCAUGAUGUUAUCCGUACAUUCCUCCAUCAAGAUGUAUCUUGCUCUGGAUCAAUCCCCCCUCUUUUUCGUGGAGUUUGAACGGAGGAGGGUAUUCACUAACGCUUAUAGGUUAGGUCAUACGCUCACCAUGCAUUAUUUGUCUGGCGCCAUCUUUAGGGCUGGUUGGAUGGUUAGUUCCCUCGAAAUCCUAGGUAGUCCUGUGGGUUUGGCCAGAGCUAUGGGUUCUGGAUUGAAGGACUUUGUGGCCUUACCGUUCAGGGGGCUUCUGCAAGGGCCUCUUGAAUUCCUCUAUGGUGUUACACAUGGCUCAGCCUCUUUAAUGAAGCAUGUAACAGCUGGUACUUUACAAUCCUUCACCAAGAUGGCUUCUAGCGUGGCUAGGAACCUGGAUUAUUUAACCUUGGACGAAGAGCAUGUUAGAAGGGCCGAAGAACAGCGUAGACAGAGGCCAUCAGGAGUUACAGAGGGACUUAUGCAGGGUCUCACCGGUUUGGGUAUCAGUAUUUUGGGAGCUAUCGGUGGAAUAGCUCACCAUCCUCUACAGUCUGUGAUAGCUGAAGGUGGAUCACCAAGGUCAUUAGCUGCUGGUUUGGGUCUUGGUUUGGUUGGCAUCAUUACUAAGCCUUUGAGCGGUGCUGCUGAACUUUUGGCCUUGACCGGACAAGGAUUGCUGCAAGGUGCAGGUUGGAAUAACUUGCCAGAACAGCGAAGUAGUCCUAUACUUCACAACAUGUUCUCCAGUAACAGUUCCAUACUUAAAUACGACUGGAAGAUGAACACCAUCAGCGAGAACAGUUCUAAGUUCCUCCACAUGACCGAAGCGACCUCUGUCUCCUCGAAUUUCAACUACACUUCAGUAGCCCUGAUAAUAACCAACAAGAACUUGAUCGUGGUGAAUGCUGAUGAGGACGUGGUUCAGAACAGUAUUAUUUUAUCGGAGGUUGAACCCCUGAAGACCAAUUCGGAUCCUACUUUGUUGUCUUUGGAGAUGGUGCCUACCCAACCGGUUGUUUUGAAGGUGGAGGAUGAUGUGAUAGUGGAGAUGGAUCCUGCGUCUAGAGCCAGAGUGGCGGACUAUGUGAAAAAUACGGUGGGAAUGCUGCAAGUGGCUGGAGGGAGCAAAGGACCUUCGGAGAUGAGUAUAUCGCCUUUGUCUUCGCCUGGUGCUGGUAACGAUAGUGAUGCCGAGUCGAAGACAGUGUUGAGCUUCUUUGUGAGCCCGCAAGAUAGGAAUUACUUCCUUUGUUUGCUGGCAAUGGCCAAACAGGAAAAUUUGGACACAUGUAAUAACUACCCUGUAUUAUAAAAGGCAUUUUGUAUUUGUUCGAAGAUGAGAAUAAAGAUGUUGUUUAUUGUUUUUAAA